CUGAUUAAUAUCAGAGAUCCCCAUCAUUAAUAUAAUUACCAAUAUUGCUAAUGGGAUAUGUUCAAAGAAACUUCAACUCUAUAAAAGGAGGUUCUGGUUUUCGCUUCAGUCAUUUGUAAGUAGUUGGUGUCAUAAAGUUUUGCAUAAAACUCUGGUUGCAUUAAAGGUCUCAUCUCAUAAAUUAAUCCACGAGCAAACAAUUACUCGAUCAGGUUGGAAAUCUCAACGUGUAACACGUGGAUAUACAAUCAAGCAAGGACAUCGACUGUAGGAAACUGCAUGAGGAAAUGAUACACAAUGAUCAAAGGACCUGGAAAUGACCCUGCAGAUAUCAUUGCUCCAUUAUAUGAAGAUGAAAUCAAUGAACAUGAUGAAUGGCUGGGUCAAAAUAAAGCCAUUGAACAUGUCUAUGAAAAGGUUGUUGUUGAAAUUGAGCUGAACGCUUUGGAAAGACCCAAAAAUAAAGAAAACAAUAAUGCUAUUGCGGCUACAAAAUCAAAUCAAGAAAGUACUGAAGAUAGAGCAAAUGGUACUUGUGACUCCAACGACCUUCCAAACACUGAUGCUAAAUCGGAAGGCUGUGCUCACAGCAUUGUCUUCACUCCCAAUAUCUCAUCGACACCAGAUACUGAAGAGUUUGGCACCGUUAGUGCAAAGGGUCAAUCAAAUGCAUCAUUACGAAAGACAGUAUGCUCCAAAUUGUCAGAAUAUGCCGAGGUAGCAUCUGUUAAUGGACCAAAACGUAUAGUUCGAGCAGAAAGUAGACCCUCGAUGGCUGCAUGGGGUGUUAUAUUUUUUGGCGUAGUUUGCAUGUCAGUGUACCUUAUAGCUGGCGUUGUCGUCAAAUAUUAUGCAUAUCCUACACAAGAUGGGAUAUCCAUCAAAACACAUCCGCUAGCUUUUCCAGCAGUGACAUUGUGCCCUUUCAUUCCAAACUCUAUUUCUGAUUUGAAAAAGAGAUUAAGACAAAAAGCAGGCGUGAUAGCAAUGCACUACGCCUUAGGGCUUAACUAUACAGACGAAAUAAUUGUAGAAGACUUUUUCAGCGCAGUGCAAGCUCGAAAUAUGUACGAAUUUGCCAUCAAUCCAGAAUUGUUCGGACUUUCAAAAUUUGAUGAGACAAAUAUAAACAUGAAGAAGAUAUUUCAUUUACGUGACCCGUUGCGCUCAAAUGGAUGGGUAGUGGAAAACGUUCCGAUAAAUUACUUCAGUGGACAGUUUCUUCAACAAAUCAAACCUGAAGACCUUGUUCUGGAAUGCACCUACAAUGAUAAGGCGUGUAAUGAUCAGAUUGACAUUUCAAUAACAAAUACAGUGUAUGGACGCUGUUUUACAUUAAACGUCAAUGAGUCAAUCGGACAUGUUCAGGAGGUUGGUCCGGACAAGGGACUUGUAUUGCUUCUGUAUACGGGCCGCCAUGACCCACUUCAAAGAAUCAGUAUGGGGAAUGGUGGCUAUGAGUUUGAAUCUCAAUAUGCUGAACCAAGCGAUGGUGUUAAGGUUGUUGUUCAUAAGCCAGGGGCAAUGCCAAGACCGUACAGCGAUGGGUUUUUCGUCACGCCAGGCAGACUUGCCGCAGUCAGAAUAACCCAAUCUGAACGAACACGACUUCUGCCACCCUAUGGCCAAUGCACCAAUGCACGUCUCAAUACUAACACGACGUAUAAAUAUACAUAUGAGAUAUGUAUAGACCAGUGCAUACAAAAAAGAAUCAGGGAAAAUUGUCUGUGUAUUUCCCCUAUGUUCCUAGUCCCCAAAGAUCACGACUUUAACAAAAUUCAAUAUUGUGGAAACAUAUCCGACAUUUUUAAGUCUUACAAUGAUAAUCGUACGAUUUCUAUACAUAUGGUUCUGGAAGAGUAUGGGAUUGAUCUGGAUUCCGCAGGACCUGGGGAUUUUGAAUAUUACAUUGACACAAUUUUGUCAACGCCUGAACUAAGAAAACGGUUAACAAAUACUGUCGAUGAAAUAAUAGCGAGGUUGCAGUGCGAAUAUUAUUGGAUGAGAUCUGACAAAGACUCAUGCAAAUGCAAACGAGAGUGUAAAGAAAAUGAGUAUACUCACCUGAUCAACACUAUUCCGUGGCCUGAGAAAAGUGUCGUCGAUGCCGGGGGACACAGAGGAUUUGUAAAGUUCUUUCAGAAACAUAAACAUAUUAGGACUCUUUUGGAUAAACUUAUAGGGCUUGGUAGACGUAAUACAAUUUAUUCACCUAGCUACAUUGAACAUAUCUUGCGCGGAGAGAAAUCUGAAUUUAGGAAGACGGCCGAGAGUUUGCUAACCUUGAUCCUCAACACUAACUUUCGCAUGGUAUUUGAAGUAUUGAUGUAUCUAGAGCAUUUUAAGUAUACUUACGGAACAUCGUCGUUCACAGUUGCUACAUAUUUGGACAAAUUAAUCGAGACAAAUUUUAUGAAACUGAACAUCCAUUUUGAAUCACUGGAUGUAAGGGUUGUCCACGAAGAAAGGACAUACACAUACGACAGUGUAAUAAAGGACAUUGGCAAUGUAUUCGGCUUCUACUUGGGAAUGUCUGUAUUCUCUGUGAUGGAAGCGGUUGUCAUGCUUUGUCUUAUGAUCAAACUUGUUAUCUGUCAAAUUGUAAGAUCGGACAAGAAUGAUGGCGAUGUCAUUGGAGAGGAACGUAAGAAGGACACAGAAUAAGGCCUUGUGUUCCAGCGAACUUUGUAACCUGAUCAACAAUGAGAGUUUUGACAUGAGAUUGUAUCUGCGCAUUUGCAGAUUUUCGGGAAUGAGAGUAGACUCUGAUAAUAAUGUUUUAAUAGUGUUUCGUAAUCCAUGUAAAUUUUAAAUAAGUUAAACAAAAAUAUUUCAAACUUUUAUCAUAUCAAAAGUAAUCAAGAUCAGAUUUUUUUCAUCAAUAUAAUUGAAGCAGUGGUUUUUGAACAACCAUUUUUGUUUGAAAAUGUUUAAUUUGUAGCUUCAUAUCCAUUAUAAUAGUAAUUUUGGGUCACACAAAUACG
Molecule: messenger RNA, 2984 nt
Organism: Owenia fusiformis
Lineage: Eukaryota; Metazoa; Annelida; Polychaeta; Sabellida; Oweniidae
Source: the annotation of a GenBank genome assembly